Messenger RNA from Olea europaea var. sylvestris, 2199 nucleotides. Its product is annotated as polyphenol oxidase I, chloroplastic-like. The transcript is spliced from 7 exons. The record is from RefSeq and is a predicted model, not a curated record. Gene Ontology annotation, molecular function: catechol oxidase activity. The coding region runs from base 1 to 1941 and encodes 646 amino acids. NCBI's taxonomy places the organism in Eukaryota, Viridiplantae, Streptophyta, Magnoliopsida, Lamiales, Oleaceae.
AUGGUCAACUUAUCUGGUAUGACUAUUAAUGUCAUUUUGAAGGAUUUAAUAUGCUUGAAGCAUGACUCAAGUUUCACAUAUAGGAGGCUUUCAGGCAUAGUUAUUAGACCCGACCCGGUGAUCGACCCGGAAAAAUCACCGGGUCACUGGGUCAACGGUUCAACCGGUGAAUCGGUGAUUGAACCAUUCGAUGUUGAACCGGAUCCGGUUUUUCCCAAAACCCGCCCGGUUCCGACGGGUUUAGAGUGGUCCAACCGGUUCAUGCCCGGUUCCCUUGCAUGUUUCACGCCAGUUCAAGGAAGCGAAUCAAGUGAUGAAUUCAUUAGCAAAAAUGGGGGCACAAGAGUGGUCCAUGCCAUGGUCUUCAACUGGAUUCACGGAAUGGCAAGGCAUAACAAUAGUCUUUUAAGUUUCUGCAUGAUCAUUCACCUAGAAGACCGGGCGGUGCCAUGUGGCGCCUCUUUUUUUGACCCGGCAUUUAGCUCUGGUCAAAAAACGCUGCCCAUUGACCUUGAAUGUCCCCUUGCUGUCGUGAGUGAUCUCAACUCGACAACACAAAGAAUCAUCGAUUACCGGCUCCCUCCUGUUCGUUACAUGCGUACUAGACCAUCGGCCCAUAGAGUCACUCCUGAAUAUAUUUUCAAGUAUAAUAUGGCCAUUGAUCGCAUGAAACGCCUUCCUGCAGACGAUCCAAGAAAUUUCAUGCAACAAGCUAAUAUCCAUUGUGCUUAUUGCAAUGGUGCUUAUGAUCAACCAGGUCAGGGUACGUUGGAUCUUCAAGUGCACAACUCCUGGCUUUUCUUUCCUUUCCACAGGUGGUACCUGUAUUUCUAUGAAAGAAUCUUGGGAAAAUUGAUUGGGGACCCUACUUUCGCUCUUCCAUUCUGGAACUGGGAUAACCCGAAGGGCAUGACAAUGCCACCCAUGUUUGUGGAUCCCAAAUCAGCUUUGUAUGAUGAGAAGCGUAACCAAUCCAAUUUGCCCCCUGCUGUCAUCGACCUAGGCAUGACUGGAAACACAGACCCUCUGCAGGUGGUGACCAACAACCUUACAAUAAUGUACACUGAAAUGAUUCGUGGAAACAAGACUGCCGAGGACUUCAUGGGCAACCCUUAUAGAGAAGGAACGGAGCCUAAUCCUGGCCCAGGUGCAUCCGAGCGUGGUUCACACACUGCCGCGCAUGUCUGGGUAGGAGACCCAAGACAACCCAGUUCAGAGAAUUUGGGUAACUUCUACUCCGCUGGAAGAGACCCACUUUUCUAUUGUCAUCACGCAAAUGUUGAUCGAAUGUGGACAUUAUGGCAAUACUUUUUGCCAAGCAAUAAAGUCCCAGACAAGAAAAUCACAGACCCAGAUUUCUUAAAUGCUGCAUUUUUGUUCUACGAUGAAAAUAAGCAGCUUGUACGCGUGACAGUGAAGGACUGCUUGGACAAUCUGAGAAUGGGAUUUGAUUAUGAAAGAAUUGAUCUUCCAUGGCUGGAUUACAGGCCACCCCCACAGACUGCAAGAGCCAGGGUGAUAAAGACUACUUCCGAUGCACCAUUGGCAAGCACCGUAUUCCCUGUCACUUUGGACAAAAUUAUUCGAGUCCAGGUUCCUAAAGCCAAGAAGGGUAAAGCUGAUGAACUGCUGGUGCUUGAAAACAUUGAAGUUGACACUACAAAAUUCCUUAAGGUUGAUGUGUUUGUGAAUGAUGAAGAUGAUAACAUCAAUGAAUUGGACAAGGCUUCUUAUGCAGGAACCUAUGCGCAAGUGCCGCAUAAAACUAAUAAAAAGGCGAACAAGACUUCUAUCAGGUUGAAACUCACUGAUCUUUACGACGACAUGGAUAUUGAGGACGAUGACACAGUUCUUGUGACAUUGGUGCCAAGACAUCACGGAGGUGGUAUUACCAUUGGUGGUAUCAAGAUCAUUGAGGCUCCUGCUACAAAAUCGAGUUGAGGUUUGAAGUGCAAUCAUCUGGCGCUGUUGUUCUUGUUUUCUCAAUGAAUCGUACAAAUAAGAUUUUCAUUGCAUCUUGCAUGUAAUGAAAAUUCGCCAUGUUCAGGUUGUUAAUUUCCCGUCCUAGUGUGAUUUUCUGUGUUAGUGUCUUCGAAUUUAAGCGAUGGUUGCACUUUGCACCAUUCGAUUGCCAGUUGUUGGUACUUGAUUUGUUGACUCUAAAUUCAGUGAAAAUAAAUUAGUUUAAUUAAAUCUCCA